This is a messenger RNA of Penicillium subrubescens, 894 nucleotides long. RefSeq lists its product as uncharacterized. The record is from RefSeq and is a predicted model, not a curated record. The coding region runs from base 97 to 894 and encodes 265 amino acids. NCBI's taxonomy places the organism in Eukaryota, Fungi, Ascomycota, Eurotiomycetes, Eurotiales, Aspergillaceae. The transcript has 4 exons.
AUCAUCCUCUUUGCCCGUUUAUCCCUUCCACAAGGCCUUCAUUUUUCUGAGCACUUGCUCAAAUAACCACCCUUGAGAUUCGACCUAUAGUUCAAAAUGACUGCAAAGCGGCCCAUGACGAAUUUGGAACCGCUUCUUGCCCCAUCAACCGAAAGAAUACGGACUAAAUGGGAUCUGCAAAGUAACUUACUCCGUGACAACUUUACCUUGAAAACAUGGCUACUCUUGGGAGCUGUUCUUCAAGGUCUCAUUACCUUAGUUUUUCAGAGCUCGUACACGGUUCUACCACCAUUUCUGAUGUUAUUAUUCCUAUUUGUCAAGACCAGUUUAAUGACACUUGGCUUCAUCGAAAACCCUCAAAUGGCCGGCGUUAUUGCUGGCAAAUUCACGGCAUUACUCCCUGACCGGAGUGGGGUGUUCUCAGGACAGGCUGCUGAUCAAAAUGUCACGUUGAUUAUACUGGCCGCACGCUCAAACCAUCCGAUGGGGAUAUUCGGUCCCGGCUUCCAAGUGUUGGGGGACUAUAUGAAUCGAAUGCAGGCUCAGCUGGCAAACAAUGCACUGCAAUACAACUAUAUCCUCCUUUCUGUGUGGUCUGUCAGACUAAGCACUUUUCACAAUAUAGAUCUCGGCGCAACCUCCUGGCUAGGAAUUGGCGAGCGUUCAACGGCAAAUCAACUGAUGUUUGCGACCUACUUUCGAACCUUGGAAGAUGUACACGCAUAUGCACAUAGCCAACUUCACCGUGAGGCAUGGAAUUGGUGGAAUGACAUCACAAAAUCACACCCACAUCUCAGUAUCAUGCAUGAAGUUUACCAAGCACCAAAGAUCAUUGGGAAAAUGUUUAUAUCAAUAAUCAUCUUACAGGCAUUGGUGAGUCAAGCUUCGCUUUGA